Centruroides sculpturatus (bark scorpion) is the source of this 1178-nucleotide messenger RNA. Its product is annotated as testis-specific serine/threonine-protein kinase 4-like. Gene Ontology annotation, biological process: microtubule cytoskeleton organization; protein phosphorylation; intracellular signal transduction. The record is from RefSeq and is a predicted model, not a curated record. Lineage: Eukaryota; Metazoa; Arthropoda; Arachnida; Scorpiones; Buthidae. The transcript has 3 exons. Gene Ontology annotation, molecular function: tau-protein kinase activity; ATP binding; protein serine/threonine kinase activity. Gene Ontology annotation, cellular component: cytoplasm. Bases 636 to 1082 code for a protein of 148 amino acids.
UUAAAUUGGUUUUAGGUUUCGAAAAACUUUUAUGAAAAUAUCACUUUACGUUUGUAGUUCGAUUCUUCGGAGUUAUGGAUUAAAAUUACAAUGUCAAAUGGUUAAAUGUUUAAAAAGAUAAUUGAGUUCUCGCGAGUAUCACUUUAAUAUCACAAAGCGAAGACGUCGGACUCGUCGCUCUUUCGUAAUAGUUGAUCGGCGACACCGAAUGGUCGACGGUAGAGGUGUCGGCCUACCGCACUGGGGAACCCGGAAUCUAAUCCGAACGGGUCGAAAAAACCUGAGAAAUUUUUGGAUGGUGGUCGGGCCCCUUCCCUCACCACCCGGCCCGUAAUGGACUGACUAAAAGAGGCCUUCUUAGUGUCUACGGAGCGGAAAGAAUUUAGAAAAUAUAAUAAUAAUAAUAAUAAUAAUGGAUCCGCAUUCGAAUUUCGUCGGAAACACGACUCUCGCUCUGAAUAGCCUUUUUAAAAAGAGAAAGAAAAUGAAUAAAUUAAGAAUUACUCUUUUGAUUUUUUAUUUAUUAUUUAAUAAUAUUUCGUAAUAAACUGCAAUUUAACAAUAAAAAUUAUAGAUAGUUUACUUUUAUUGUUCUGUACUGUACGUAUGAUUAUUGACGUCAAUACCCGAAAGCGAUGAGGAAAAUUAAUCAAUUGAAAGCUACGAUUCCGAAUCAAAGCCAUAUUUUAUACGAAAAAGGAUACCUGAUCGAUUCUAUUAUUGGUAAAGGCACUUUCGCUACUAUAAAAAAGGCAUUUUCUAUCGAACGUAAAGAAAAUGUAGCUAUAAAGAUUAUUUCUAAGAAAGAUUGUUCUCAUAGAUUUAAAACUAAAUUUUUAUUUCGUGAAUUACAAAUUAUAAAAUGUAUUAAACAUCCAAAUAUUAUUAAUUUCAUUAAAAUAAUCGAAACUACCAAGUUUGUAUAUAUAAUAAUGGAACUUGCCGAUAAAGGAGAUUUGCUGGACUUAAUCACUAAGGAAAAAUAUAUUAAUGAAGAAAAAACUUGCAAAUGGUUUCAUCAUUUAGUGGAUGCUAUUGAUUACUGCCAUAAUAAGGAAAGUGCAAAAAGAGGAUUAUUAUAACUGGAUCAUCUCAUUGGGAGGCCGCAUAAUCAUUUGAAUAGGCCUGGCAUUUAAGGAGGCUUUAAAAACAUUUGUUAUAAAUUCAUCAUUUUAUCG